Messenger RNA from Odontomachus brunneus, 749 nucleotides. RefSeq lists its product as uncharacterized. The transcript has 3 exons. The record is from RefSeq and is a predicted model, not a curated record. Bases 234 to 749 code for a protein of 171 amino acids. NCBI's taxonomy places the organism in Eukaryota, Metazoa, Arthropoda, Insecta, Hymenoptera, Formicidae.
AAAAGCCACAGCACGAUAAAUGCCCGCUCAGUAAAGAUUCGUGAUGCAAGUGGCAGCAGGCAAAAGCCACUAAUAAAUUAGCUGAAUUUAAGCAUAAGCCAGCUCUUCCUCAAAUGAUUUUUAAUGCUAUUAAGCCAAUCUAUGAAUAAUUAAGCAGUGACGAUCUUCUUAAACGUUGUUUAGGUGGCUACACCCAAAACAGUAAUGAAAGUUACAACGCUUUGAUUUGGUCAAUGGCUCCAAAAUCAAUUUCCAGCGGCAAAGUUAUUAUUGAUACAGCAAGUAAUAUUGCUGUUUGCAUGUACAAUGAAGGAUAUUCAAACCUUAUGAAGAUUAUGAAAGAAUUAAGCAUGACAAUUGGACCGAAUUGCUACAAUUACUGCCUCGAGACUGAUGCACGGCGCAUCAAAUAUUCAGAACGCUCGUUGACAGAUGCUGCAAAAGAGGCUCGAUCAUCACUAAAAUCGGCUAAGAAGGAUCAGGAGGAGGAGAACAUCAAUGAAGAAGGCCAAUUGUAUGGUGCAGGUAUCGCAAAGCAAAGAGCGAAAAUUGGAGCAGAUUUCGUUCCGGCCGUGAGGCAUUUUCCGAAACGAGUGGUGAUCGUUGCUGAGCUCUGUCACCGCCAUUUUGUAAUAAAAAAUGCAAAAAAAUUUUUGUAUAUUUCAAAGCGCGACGCCCACCGCUGCCCCACUCUCACUCGAGCCUCAGCGGCCGAGCCGCCGAUCGCUCUGCCUCAGGAGCGUUGUUGA